AUGAAGACAACAACAAAUGGACAAAAACAACCUGUUCAACCAAGGGAUGCACGUAUUGUUUCCCUUAUUCUUCAAUCACUAGGUGUUGAGGAUUAUGACCCAAAAGUAGUUCAUCAACUAUUAGAAUUUGCUCAUAGAUAUACGUCAGACGUAUUUCAAGACUCCCUUGUCUAUGCUGAACAUGCCAAUAAAAACGAAAUUGACUUGGACGAUAUUCAACUUGCUAUUCAAGGACGCGUCAACCAUUCAUUCACAACACCACCACCUAAAGAAUUCUUGCUUGAACUUGCUCAAGAAAAAAACAAACAACCAUUGCCUUUAAUUCCAGAGAAAUACGGUAUUCGAUUACCAGCAGAUAAACAUUGUUUAACAGGCAUUAAUUUCUCUAUUGUACCUGAUGCACCACCGCCCCCUAAGCCUAGCUUAGAAAGAAAUCCUAGUAUGAUGGAUACACAAGAAACAACAACAACAACAACAAUAGAACAAGAACCAAUGAAACGUGGAAGAGAUGCCAUGGAAGACGAUGAUUAUGAUUUUUAA
Messenger RNA from Gilbertella persicaria, 540 nucleotides. RefSeq names its product transcription initiation factor IID, 31kD subunit-domain-containing protein. NCBI's taxonomy places the organism in Eukaryota, Fungi, Mucoromycota, Mucoromycetes, Mucorales, Choanephoraceae. Gene Ontology annotation, biological process: RNA polymerase II preinitiation complex assembly; DNA-templated transcription initiation. Gene Ontology annotation, molecular function: protein heterodimerization activity; RNA polymerase II general transcription initiation factor activity; transcription coactivator activity. The record is from RefSeq and is a predicted model, not a curated record. Gene Ontology annotation, cellular component: transcription factor TFIID complex; SAGA complex. The transcript is spliced from 4 exons. Bases 1 to 540 code for a protein of 179 amino acids.